Messenger RNA from Orcinus orca (killer whale), 3603 nucleotides. RefSeq names its product mitochondrial calcium uniporter regulator 1 (gene MCUR1). Gene Ontology annotation, cellular component: mitochondrial inner membrane; mitochondrion. The transcript is spliced from 9 exons. Lineage: Eukaryota; Metazoa; Chordata; Mammalia; Artiodactyla; Delphinidae. Gene Ontology annotation, biological process: positive regulation of mitochondrial calcium ion concentration; calcium import into the mitochondrion. Bases 16 to 1371 code for a protein of 451 amino acids. The record is from RefSeq and is a predicted model, not a curated record.
UGCCUGCUCCGCGGGAUGAUCUCUGCACCGCCCCGGGCGCCCGCCGCCCAGCCCCUCCCCCAGCGCGCACUGGGAGCCCAGUCCCGCCCCCGGCGCGAGCCCGGAGCCCCGCCUAGCCGCUCAGCUCCGCCCCCGGAGAAUGCCCGGAGCCCCGCCCAUCCGGCAGUAAAGCGCAAGCUCGGUACUAUCGCCCACGCUCGCUCCUGCCGUCGGUGUCUGGCUGGGGCCGCGCGUGACCGGCAUGAGCGCGUUCGCGGGCCAGUGACCGCGUCAGGGAUGGACUGCGGCUCCGUCACAAACGAGAGGCCGAAGCGCCGCCGGCGGCUUCUGCUCUCCCUGGUCGCCGGCCGCGGUGGAGGCCCCGGAGGCCGCGGCGUCCCCACGCGCCACCUCCUGCCCGGGCUCCUCGGCGGUCUGGGGGCGCUGCGCCCCCGCGCCCCGGCGGCCCGCGGCGGCGCGUCACGUGCCUCCCCGCUGCUCCUCCUCCUGCUGCUGCCCUCCCCGCGCCUGGCUGCUGCCUCCCCGCGCCGGCCGCUGGCGGACUGGGAGCGCUCGCGCGCCGGGCCCUCGGCUGCCCCGGCGGGGCGCGGCUGCGCGAGGAGGUGCCAGCCGGGCCUGGCCCCGGGCGUCACCUGGGCGGCGGGCGCGCUCCACCUGUGCCUCGGCCAGGUGGCCGCCCUCGCUUCCUCCAGGAGAGAGCUUAGCGUCUGUGCUGGGAGCCUGCAUCUGGAGAGCAAAAGGAGAGAUUUCACCUCUUCUCGGAGUAGGAAGCUCUACUUUGACACCCAUGCCUUCGUGUGUUUACUCGAAGAAAAUGGGUUUACUACUCAACAAGCAGAAAUCAUUGUCUCUGCCUUGGUCAAGAUCAUGGAGGCCAACAUGGAUAUCGUCUACAAAGAUAUGGUCACCAAGAUGCAGCAGGAGAUCACUCUUCAGGAAAUAAUGUCUCAGAUUGCCAAUGUGAAAAAAGAUAUGAUUAUUUUGGAGAAGAGUGAAUUUUCAGCCCUCAGAUCAGAAAAUGAGAAAAUAAAACUUGAACUACAUCAGUUAAAACAACAAGUAAUGGAUGAAGUGAUCAAAGUCCGAACAGAUACCAAAUUAGAUUUCAGUCUAGAAAAGAGCAGAGUAAAAGAAUUGUAUUCAUUAAACGAAAGGAAGCUGCUGGAAGUAAAAACAGAAAUGGUGUCAUUGCACGCCCAGCAAGAUCGGGCCAUCACGCAGACAGACAGGAAGAUAGAUACCGAGGUUGCUGGCCUCAAAACCAUGCUUGAGUCACACAAGCUUGAUAAUAUUAAAUAUUUAGCAGUUGACUUUAUAACUCUGAGUGGUGGUGGACGAAGCAAGGAAGACUCCACUCAGCUGGGCCAGUGAACUUGGUCUAACCUUUGGGACAUACCAACAGUAAAUAUUUGUAUAACUCUCCACAAUUUUAAAUCUUUUGUUUUAAUCGAGGAUUGGGGGUCUCCAUUUAAAAGGCACAGGAGCUUUACUAAGUGCUGAAGAAUCAUUGUAACUGAAUCCUCUUCACCUGCUGACCCAGACCCUAAUGUCAGCCGGUUGUGUUUCAAGGUUGUUAGAGGUUGUGUUAGAGGUUGUUUCAAGUCCGCUUGGUUGGUAACCUCAUGCUACGUUGUACUUUACGCCCAAAAGAGAUUUUUUUCUUGUAAUUUCCACUGUCUUAGUUAUUGUUCUGUUCAUUUUCUGUGUGCCUUCCAGCUAGAAAAUCUUGUUGCCUGAUGAAGCACUGUGAUUGGGAUGCAGACUCUCUCAGCCUCCUAGAGUGGUAACUUCCUCUCCCUCCCUCCCUCCCUCCCUCCCUCCCUCUCACUUGGCCCCUUCUCCUCUCCUCCCUCUUGGUGUGAGAGUUGUUACAACGCCUCAGGUGUGGCACUGCCUCCCUAGAGAACAGACUCACCCUCGGCGUGGAAGUCCACUUCAGUCUGUGGGACAGGCUUUCUUCCUUCUGGUCUUCCAAGGGAGGCACAAGGUGUAACUUCUGUAGCAAUAUCUAGAUGUGUAGAUAGUGCACGUACUUUCCAGAAAUGUCUUUAAUGAAUACGCCUUUGCCCAUUACAAGCUCAGGUCAUAGGCUUUGAAAAUUAGAUAAUUUUCAUGCCAGGUAUCCUAAUCUAGGUUGAUUUCUUUGGUUGUUAAAGACAUUCUCAUACCAACCUUACCUCUGUAUUUAAAACAAAUUCCAAGAUACAACUGGGGGCAUUUUGGAAACGCACAUUCUCAUCUUACUUGAAUGACCUGCACGUAGAGAGAAUAGCAUUUGAGAAACGAUGACACUGAAUGGCACCUUCCUGUCUUUCUCCACAUGCACGCCUGUGCAUAUAACCUGGUCCAGUGGAGAAACCACAUAGAGACUUCUGGAUCAGACUGGUACAAGUGCCCAUCGUCAUUGUUCCAUCCACACUGGUGAAAAGUUACCCUCUGUCCUUUGGGUGUCAUUUCUAAACUUUGUAAAGUGUAAGCCAUUGCCUUGUUUGAAACAUUUGUGUAGCAUAAAGAUUCCGAGCUCCAGAUAAGUAUAAACAUCAAGUACUUUGGCAUGAGUGGUGUAAGUUUCAAAGUGAAUAAUAAUUUAAUCUUUUUUCAACUAGAUCCAAAAUUAUCUUAACUGGCUCAUAAAACAUUUUAUAGAUAUAUUCUUCCCCUUUCAGAGAAGGAGCCCCAGAAAAUACUGUACAUUUAACAACUGCGCUAAGUAUUAAAGAGUUAAAUAAAUGACAUACCAUUCAGACCACCUUUGCGAUAUAACUUUGGCUAGUAGGAGCCUGAAGGAGCUUGGAGCACAGACACUCCUCCAAAAAAGAGAAUCCCCAAGAGGAAACAGUACUGUAUGCAAUUUUGUUUCAAAGCAAAUAAUAACUUUUACAGGUUAAAAACAGAAAGUGAAGUGACCUUAUAUCCUGACAAGAUACUUUUUAAGUAACAUUUCAGUUGGGUGACUUUCUGUCCUCUGUCAGAAGUAUUCCAGAUGACAUUCCUACUGGUGAUGCUGGGGGCCACAUCAGUCUGUCAGUUAAUUUGGACCACUGAUUUUGCUGCAGAGUUCUCUGCAGUACGGAACAGCCCCCCCCCCCCCCAACCUUCCCUGCCUUGGGAACAGUGCACUUUCCUUUUGGUGACCUGGAUUGCAUGCGUAUACGGAGGCUGGGAGGGUUCAGGACCAUAUUCCCUUUCUUUAGUCACAUGUAUUGUAUUUGAAAAGCAUAAGAGCCAGAAAUACAAGUGUACCCUUCCUGGUGUGGACCCAGACGUCUGUGAACACGUAAGUGACUGGGACUGGACACAGUGUGAUGGCUCCUGAGCUCACCUGGCUUAGAGGAUGCAGGUCACUUUAGGAAAUUCGGCAUUAGCACUCAUAAGGGGGAAGAUGCCUGGCAAAAUUCCCAGAUACCCUGCGUCUAAGCACACGGGGAAAUUAGCCAUAGCAAGGUCCUGAAAAUUACCCCUCCAGGCACAGGUGCCUAAAGCAGAAUGUCAGGUGGACAGAAUCUGUAUUUCCUGUUCAUGCACAAAUCACUUAGGAGGUCCCUCCGCCCUCCUGCUUUCUCUCCCUUCCCCUACUCUUUAUCUUUUUUUAAAGAGCUUAAA